Messenger RNA from Clonostachys rhizophaga, 1005 nucleotides. The record is from the annotation of a GenBank genome assembly. NCBI's taxonomy places the organism in Eukaryota, Fungi, Ascomycota, Sordariomycetes, Hypocreales, Bionectriaceae.
AUGUCCGUGUCAGCCUUCGUCCCGAUGUAUGAGGAGGUCAAGUGGGAGCGUACGACCGAGAGCAGGAUCUCGACCGUCAUCUCUCUCCUCCCCAUGUCGCUCAAGUCGAGGAUGGCUCCAUUCCGCCCAUUCGGCCGGACGGCCAGUAUGGAGGAUCUGGCAACGUCCAAGAUCAAAGAUGGCGAGAAGCUGUUGGCCUCGCACGCCCAGCUGCCUCGUCCCCUUUCUGUGGCCGGGCCGGGUGGGCUUACGACGGCAUCGUCACCUGCGCUGCCAGAGAUGGAUGCUGGAUUGUUGCAGGCGGAGCACGCUGCGUCGGCUGCUGCGUCAACGCUCAAAGCUUCCAAGAUUAGAGAUGUCCUUACUGGUGGGCAGAUGGCAACGGGGCCCGGGAUCAACUGGAGAUUUGCCAGCCAAGGAUCGAGCCUCAUCCAGGGAGCAUCCGAGGCAGCCAGCGAGGGAGUCAACGACACCUUUGAGAGGAAAGCGUUUGUCGACGGGGUGACGUAUCUGAUCCGAGCAUUGCCACCGAAUCUGGAUGAGAGGGAGCUCGAGCAGGUGAAGGCAGCCCUGCCGGCGAGCCUUUCUCUCCCAAUCACUGAGCCUGCCACUCAUCCGGGGGCGAUGUCACCUCCGGCCACAUCUGGUCUCCCGCGGUCCGUGCUCCACCGCUCCGUCCAGCUGGUUGUCGUCCAGCUCAUUCUGUUCCUGCACUUCCUCCUCCCUUACCUUAUUCUGCUCUUCAGGACUGUUGUCACUUUCGAAAGAAAAUUCAAAGUAUCCGAGGCGGUAUUUGAACAAGGCAUCAACCUGGCUGGCGCUUUCAGGAGACAGGCCACCCAUCUUGUGGAUGCCGCCGUCAAAGUGAACGACGGGAAGGUCGGGCAGGGCUUGUCUAGUGUCGUUGCCUGGAUAGUCAAGGAGGUCACGCGAGGUAUUACAGACGGCGUGGGUGAGGGUAUAGUCGUGACGAGGUUGAGAGACAGCACAGGUUUGGCUUUAUGA